AUGUUCUCCAGGCUUGGCUUCACGAUACCAAGAGCCACACGUGGCCUUCAUACGGUGCCAAAAUUGAAAAACCAACAACAAAUUAUUGAAAGUGGUAUCAGCGGGGUGUACUCACCAGCCGGAUUCAAAACAGCAUGGUUGGACUACCAGAAGUACUUGACCACAAACCUUUCAUUGCACACCGUGGGCAGCGCCAACGAAACCAGAACUCCUUACUUCAUCUUAUUGAACACCGCAAAACAAACAACAGAGCAGCACACGUUCCAUUACGCCUCGCAAGCACACAAUAACCACUUCUUCUUCCAACAGCUAGGAAACAAGGAAGAUGUUCUGAUCACCAGGCCGUCCAGAUUCAUCAUGGACCGUUUGGCCGACCUCAAUAUUCCUACCGUGGAGGAACUCAAGAACAGCAUGCUCACAGAGGCCGAAAAGCUCACUGGCCAGGGCUGGGUUUUCUUGGUGGAAUUGCCAGACAAGUCUUUGAAAAUCAUACGGUGCAACAACGACGGUACACCUUACUUCUACGGUAAGAACCAGCUGUUGGAUAUGAACGGUUCUGUCUCCGAGGAGACGUUUGAACAGUUGAACGGCAUCAAAGAUAAGGCCGCCAACGGUGAGCUUGACUUGACCUUGCCCCUCUUGGCCUUGAACUGUUGGGAUGUCGCUUACUUGACUGACUAUGGCAUCACAGGCAAGUCCGAGUACUUGUCGAAGGUUUGGGAUUGCAUCAACUGGGAGGUUGUGAACAAGCGUUUGUUCCAGGUAUAA
This is a messenger RNA of Candidozyma duobushaemuli, 768 nucleotides long. Its product is annotated as mitochondrial 37S ribosomal protein mS42. Gene Ontology annotation, biological process: superoxide metabolic process. The coding region runs from base 1 to 768 and encodes 255 amino acids. Gene Ontology annotation, molecular function: metal ion binding; superoxide dismutase activity. The record is from RefSeq and is a predicted model, not a curated record. The transcript has a single exon. NCBI's taxonomy places the organism in Eukaryota, Fungi, Ascomycota, Pichiomycetes, Serinales, Metschnikowiaceae.